GUUUCAGUGCAAGUAAACUAGAAGAUGUCAUCGAAGGUUGUUGUUUUGGCUGCUUUCUUGGCAGCAGCUAGUGCUGCAGCUGUAGUAGACAGCGGAUUUCACAGCCCUCAAUAUACUUUCGGAUACGGUGUCGACGAUCCAUAUACGGGGGACAGCAAGAGUCAGGUCGAAACCAGAAAUGGAGACAUCGUCCAAGGUUCCUAUUCUCUCAACGAUCCCGACGGCACCCGACGCACCGUCGACUACACCGCCGAUCCCAUCAACGGCUUCCAAGCCACCGUUCGCAAAACACCCCUAGUAGCAGCCGCCUCUGUCGUAGCCCCAGCCCCUCUCGUAGCACCCGUAGCAGCUACCGUAGUAGCCAGCGCCCCGACCGUAGCCGCUGCGCCCGCAGCUGCGCUUCCGACCACAGCGCAGGUCGUAGCUGCAGCAGCUCCAGUAUCUUCGACAGUCAGCACGACGUCUACUAGGAUUGCGCAUGGAGUGCCUACAUUUGCCAAUUAUGGUGCUCCAUUCGACCGGCAAGGGGCUGCCCUCAGGGGAGUCCUCUUCCCUCUGCUGUGGUCACUGCUCGUGAAUGAUCUGCUGGCCAUUCUCUCGAUCUGGGAGGUCGACCUGCAAGCAUAUGCUGACGAUCUGGUCCUAUUAAUACGCGAUAAAUCCAAAGAGAUGAUCUCCUACGUGCUUCAGGAUAUAUUGAACACCAUAUAUGAAUGGUGUGAGAAGGAGGAAAUGUCCAUUAACCCUCACAAAAUGGUCAUAGUAUCGUUCACCAGGAAAAGGGAGCUGGAAAAUUUAAGACCUCCUUCCAUCAAUGGAAGCAAAAUAUUUGGGAAUCACCCUAGAUAA
This is a messenger RNA of Phaedon cochleariae (mustard beetle), 849 nucleotides long. The record is from the annotation of a GenBank genome assembly. NCBI's taxonomy places the organism in Eukaryota, Metazoa, Arthropoda, Insecta, Coleoptera, Chrysomelidae.